AAAGUGAAGCGAGUGUGAGGUAUGGAGGCAACUAAAGAAUCACUUGUCUCUAGACUUGAUCGUCUUGAUAUUUUGAUAAGCUAUUUAGAAGAAUUGAAGGGGAGCGAAUCGGGGAAAAGCUCUUGCGUCUCAACUUCCCGUAGCGGCACCACCAGCAAUGGGCAUUCGACAUCGGUGGGAUCAUCUCCUCCAAUUCUAGAGAAGCGAUGCCGGCCCCUCGACACCGUCUCGGUCGAGACACAGGUGAAAGGCACGCUAGUCGAUCGCCUCGUCCUCGUCGAGGGCAGGGUGCUCCAGCUGGGUUUGCAGUUGGAGAAAUGGAUAGAAGAUGAAAGGAAGGAAAAGGAAGAAGAGAGAGGAAGAGGAAGGAGGCCUCCAAAGCGUGGGUUGAAGAGAUUCGUAGAGGGUUGCAUUGGUGUGAAAGCGAAGAGCAGGGACUGAGCUGCCUCACUGUAUAUUAAGUGUGCUGUGCUGUGCUGUGCUGCUGCUUGUAAAAUGUACAUAUCCAUAAACAACAGCGUGCUUCCUCAUCAUAAAAACAAUUUCUCUUCGGUUUCCCAGAGAGAAGAUUAUGCGUUCGGACCGCUGGAUUUUAUAUAAACUUUUAGGAAUUCAUUAUUUAAGUCGACCUGAUUAUAAAUAUAAAACAAAAAAUAAAUUGCAACUUCAAAAUAUGUUUUCUUUUUAAUGUUUUUGGCACCCUUCAUAUCU
Molecule: messenger RNA, 711 nt
Organism: Amborella trichopoda
Lineage: Eukaryota; Viridiplantae; Streptophyta; Magnoliopsida; Amborellales; Amborellaceae
Source: RefSeq, a predicted model, not a curated record